Coprinopsis cinerea okayama7#130 is the source of this 3366-nucleotide messenger RNA. Its product is annotated as other/FunK1 protein kinase. The record is from RefSeq and is a predicted model, not a curated record. Bases 1 to 3366 code for a protein of 1121 amino acids. Lineage: Eukaryota; Fungi; Basidiomycota; Agaricomycetes; Agaricales; Psathyrellaceae. The transcript is spliced from 3 exons.
AUGUCGUUCAUGUCCAUUGUUACUCGAACGAUUAUUGGUAUGUCGUUCAUGACUCUAUCGGGUCCGCGGAUAUUGGCUGAUGAUCGUCGAACCUUGCGCUUCUACCAAAGUCCAAGUCAUCCACCUGAUUCGAAUCUCCGAUCUGGCGUUACUACUACAUUUCACGUCAGAAUCGAGGAAGAUAAAGAUACCUCGACUCGACUCGUCUCCUCCACCGUCGCCAUGGCCCCCCAACCUCUGUCCAACGAGCUCGUCGACAAGAUCACUGCCAACCUCGACCCGAAGACGGAUACAUCCACCUACUCUUCACUCGCGCUGGUCAACCACAACGCUGCAGCCAUCGUCAGGAAGAUUCGGUUCAAGGCUGUUACAUUCGGUCCAUCGAACUGGUGCCGCCGGGUCCCAGGCUUGUGGGACUUGAUCAAGGCCAAUCCAAACAUCGCGCUCAAUAUUGUUUCCCUCACCUUGAUUGACAGCGGUUGGGAAACCUUCGGUGAAGGCGGCUACACGUCUGAUGAUGAUCAGGAGGGUGACGACGAAGGAGACGAUGGCUACACAUCUGAUGAUUCAGAGUAUGACGAUGAAGAGGACGAAUGCAAAGAGGAGUACUUUUACCCGGCAUACCAACGUGGAUGGCUGUCGAAGAAGGAUCCCGCCUUCCCGGGGGUGGUCGAGCUGCUGCACGCUGUCAAGCCUGUCCUCCAAGAACUCGAAGUCUGCUCCUCGCUUAGCUGGCACCGCUUCUCACCCAGUGUUCAACGGGCUGUCUACGAGCUGGCAUUGUCUCCAGUACUUCAAAGCCUCAAGCUCCACCAGUUUGUUCAGAUCCCUUUCUCUCUUUUCGUCGCUUGCCACAACCUAAAGCAACUAUGCUUUGACGGAAUCCAGGACGAUGCGGAUAUACCCAAGCUGUUGCAAGCUCCAUCGUCCGAGGAACGCGUUGUCGUCGAACGGCAAAUUCAGUUGGAAGUCCUGGAGAUCAAAGACUGCUUAUGGCCAUUCCAUUUCGGCCUCGGACGCCUUUCCCGCGGGAGCGCCCCGCUGCCGUUCAAGAGUCUUCGCCGACUCAUCCUUGGAUUUACCAACACGCAAGAUUCGAUGCAUGGCGUCUUACCGGGACAGGGACAUCUCGAAUCAACGUUCAUUGUGUUCAAUGAAGAGGAUAGGGAGGCUGCGGAGUAUGCUACGCCUGAAGAUACCUUGGAGGCGUCUAUGCCGGAGCUGUUGGGCGCUGAUGGUAAAGUCCAGCUUUCCGUGGAAUGUAAUGGUCACGACUGCGGAGCUGAUUCCACCAGGGAGUCUAUCCGACGCAAACUUCGAGGGACCUAUGCCACCGACAUUCCCUUGAUCGACUUCGUUAAGAAUGUCUUUGAUGUCGAGCAAUCAGUCAUCUCUUCCCUCGUAGGCCCGGGAUCAACGGUAACCUACUCGUCGGAGGAUGUCGCCGAUUCCUAUCGCCGUCUUUCGAGCAAGGGAGAGGCUGAGUGUUGCCCAUAUCCCCGUUUCUUUGCAUUAGUCGAAGACCUGUUGCCUGCCGUGUUUGACGUCGUCAAGAAGGAGCGUCCGUACUAUGGGAAGGAGGCUUACGAGCUGGGCCCUGAGGAUCUACUUGACUUGACGCGGGGAGGUAGAGGGGUUACAUACGCCAAACAUGGGAUCUCCAGACGGAAGCUCGACGUACUCUUCCUGAACGGACUUGAUCAUGCAUCUUACCUCACCGAACACCCUGGAGAGCGCGAACAAUGCGAGGUCCCAGAGUCCAGGGACAGUACGAGUCGUCCUCUCUCGGGUGACGUUCGAGUUUCGAGGGCCUGGACCAUGGGCGCGUCCGGGUCGUCCUCCAUCGCCUCAUCCAACUUUUCGUCUGCAAAGUUUACUGAAUUCGAAUCUGGAAACGAUGACGCGACACCUUUGACUGGCACUAAACGCGCUCGUUCUGACUCUGACGCCACUGCUCAGACUAGUUCCGCGGGAGGACAUGUGGACAAAAGGCCCAGAACGGAAGGGAUCGACAGCGAGCGCCUAGCACAACUUACCGAAUGCGUGAUCGAGUCCUUGGGCAGCACUGAACGAUUUUAUCAUGUCGCUUUCCUAGUCGACAAUUCGAAUGUCUGCCUCGCCUACGUUGAUCACAUGGUCUCUUUGCGCUCGGAGUGGAUUGAUUUCAUUGCAAGUCCACAUCUUUUCUCGUUGAUGAUCGUCGGUUUCUUCUUCUCCACUCCUCGACAAGCUGGCUGCAAUCCGUUCCUUCAAGCGACCCCAGUUACUGAGUUCGACAACAGCAUUGUACUCCCACAGACCUUUCCGCCGGUAGCCUCCCCUCUCCGCUCUUUCUUCGCCUACAAAUACCCUGGCUCCAACGACCACGAAGUCGCCAAACCAACCUCAGGCGGAAAUAAGCCGUUGUUUUAUAAACCUCGAGGUUUAUUUGGACGGGCGACCACCGUUUAUGGGACUCUAGCAACCUUUGUCGACCGAUGCGUUGACAAUGCCGCCUUGGAAGGCAGUUGGCAACCCUCCAUUCGGGAGGAGUCCAACAUCAUCGACCACCUCCGGAAGGAGAAUUCUGACUUUAAGGUGCACUUCCCAGAGGUGCUUUACAGCGCCGCCUUCAGUGACCGAAUGGGUAACAUCCAUGGCCUUGACUUUGAGAAGCGGAAAAACUCGCGUAUCAUUGCAUCCCCCAUGUACCAGACACUGUGGGAAGUCAAGACUGUCGAGGAGUUACAGAAGGCCUGGCUUGAUGCUUUCAAAUGUCAUCACGUCGCCUGGAAGACAGGGGAGGUCCUACAUCGCGAUGUCAGCGAGAACAACAUCAUGUUCUUGAGGAGGUUCUUCAAGAACGACGAAACUGUCGUCGGAAUCCUCAAUGACUGGGACAUGGCUUCAUUCCUGGACGAAGCGUACAAUUUACGCCAGUCAACGGCCAAGCAUCGGACGGGAACCCUUCCCUUCAUGUCCGAACUUCUUCUAUUUUCGGAUGUGGAGGAUUCAGAUGAUGAAGAGGAGGAGUACCAGACGGUUCAUCACAGCUACUGUCACGACGUCGAGUCCUUCUUUUGGGUCCUUCUAUGGGCUUUCAUUCACUACCCACUCGAUGGUACACGCAGGAAAACACCCGACUCUCUGAGCCAAUGGAUCUCCGACGACACCGAGAUCGUCUCGUUCUGGAAACAUACCGUUCUCACCAAGAAGAAGGCGGUCUUCAACAGGAUGCUCAGAAACCACGCCUUUCCACACUUCCAGGAGCUCAAGCGCGAUUGGCUUGUUCCUUUGUAUGACCUCAUUGCCGCGUCUCGGCUUACGGCUCCUAAGGUCGAGUUGACCUAUGAAGCGGUGAUGAAGGCUAUUGGAGAGGAGGCGUAG